GCUGCCGGGGCUCUGCGCCAGCUACUCGCAGAACGUCGCCCUUGGCACCUCGCCUCCGGGCGCGGCUUGGCACGCCCUGCGGGCGGAGCUCGCCGCAUCCUCAGGGCCCGGCGGCGGGGAUCGCCCGGAAAGCCGUACAACUGCACCAGCAAAUAUGCUCCCUGCAAAGACGUUCCCAGCACAGCAAAAUGUGGGAGUCACUGAUGAUGUCAUUCUGAAGCUAAAGACAGCCCCAUCUCUCCUGUCUGGUAAUAAAAGAAGGCUUCUGCAGGGAGGCAGAGAUCCCCUGCCGUUGCACCAGCGCUCUCCUCAUCCCAGCCGGUCGCUGCGAGGUGCUCACUAGUGGAUUCCUUGGAGUUUCAAGUAAGCUGUGCUUUAAUUGAUUCCCCAAGAUGUUUGCAAAAGCCACAAAGAAUUUUGUGAGAGAAACUGACAGUGGAGGUGACUUGAUCCCUGUCUCCCACUUGAAUGCUUCAGACAAGCUGCAGCUUCUGGGCUUAGUUACAAAGAGGAAGAGAUUCUGGUGCUGGCAGAAGCCCAAGUAUCACUUCUUGACAGUCACCCUGAGUGAUGUGCUUACUGAAGACAAACCAAUACAACCAGUCAUUGUGGAGUCCGACUUUGUGAAAUACAUGGGGAGGUUUGAAGAUUGUGUUCAAGGAAGUAUUGAAACUUCAUUUGGGAAGAUCAGCCUAGGAGCUGGAGGGAAGGGCUAUGUGGAAAACCAGUCCUCGUUCGGAAACCUGAGGAAGCAGGAGAUUGACUUGCAGCAGCUUAUGAAAGAUAUCAAGGACAGGACAAUAAAUCUAAGCAGCAGUUUACUGCAACAAGUGAUAGAAAGAAAACGUGAAGUUCUGUGCAUCUUGAGAGAAAAGAUAAUCACAACUCAGAAGUGUACCAUCUCUGAACAUAUCCAGACAGAAGAAAAAAUCAGCGCUGUCAUGGGAUGCACUACGAGAACAGUAAAGGUUUCAGUGAGUGAAGAUGGAAGUAUGAUGAAGGAUUCUAGUGUGAUCCUUGAAAUUCCUCCUGCAACCACUAUUGCCUAUGGAGUAAUUGAUCUGUUCAUAAAGCAGAGUGGCCAGUUUGAAUUCUGUCUGCUGGAUGACCAGCAAGGAGGCUUUGAAAAAGAAGGCCCAGAAGGCUCAGCUUACCCUCAUUCAGCACUGUUCAAAGAUGCUUCGUUCCUCUAUCAGCCAGAUGCUGUUGAUAAUGAGGUGGUCUCUGGGGCUAAAAACCUCAUUCCCAGUGAUGCUUCUCUAAGUGUAUUGAAACAAGAUUUGUCACGGUUGAAGACUCAGUUCCAGCCCUUCGUGAAGCUGCCGGAAGACAGGCAAAGAGCUUUGUAUAAAACCCUUUGUGACCUCCUCCUCCAUGAAGAAAUGGUAACUGCCCUUGAGGACGUGCUGGAUGAUAUCCGCACUGGGGGCCAGCCAGAUCUGAAAGAGUUAAAGUCUGCACAACAAGGAGACCUCCUUGACUUCUUGCAGCUCUUAGGAUGCAGCUUGCAGAGUGAGCUGUUGCUGCAAAAAUACCAGCCUCAGGAUGAAGAACUCUUCUCAGCUGCUCACCUCCUCAUCAGUGCUAUCUCUGAGCUGUCUGAUUACACUCUCGUCCUGCUGCGUGCCUGCUGUGAUCUUCGAGUCGUUCCGGCACUGUGUUGUUUGCCCAACAUCACUUCAGCCGAUGGCUCUGUGGCACUGAGCAGUCCUCCUGUGGCUGCUCUCACCGAGAGAGGAAGAUUUGAUGUCGUGCAGAGACUGUUUGCUUCAUCAAACAUUAAUUUGGAAAUGACAGAGUCUUCUGUAAAAGCUGUAACCAUGAAAGAACCUAGAUUCAUCCCUCUUGUUCUUUAUGUUGCAUUGUAUGGAUUUUAUGCUUUAGGUGGAAGUGUAUAGGAGCCUUGCAGAGUAUCCAGCUCUUGCUCUAGACUGUUCUUUGUUCUGUAGCUCAGCAGUGUAGUGUUGGUAUGUUUGAGGUUGCAGUAGAGCCACUCAGACUUGCAGCAGUCCAGCCAGGGGCUGUGGAGGUCAGGGUGGACUUGGCAUACCUGGGGUGAGCACUUGGAACUGCCAUCAGGUGUGCUGCUGUUCUGCAGUGCCACUGAGCUAUGUCUGCAGUAGAAACUACAUAAAUAAGGGAUGAAGGGGAGGAAUUAAAAAGACAAGUCUGGAACAGAAAUUGAACAUAGCUAUUCUGGUAGCUGUCAGAUCUGCAGGGCAGUAGAAGCCUGAUUGCUUGCAUUAAUAUGCGUGGGAGAGAACUGCAGAGUACAAACUGCUUUUGGUAAGGAAGCAAACAAGCAGGCAGUGGAAAGCCAGGAUUCUGCAGCACAGUCAAUGUUUUGCUCUUUAAAGACUUGAUGUGCAAAACAUCUUCACUCUGGAGCAAGUGGAAUAGAGGUCUCUCAAAGAGGUACUUGAUUAGGCUUUCCUUUAUUAAGCUUUACAGAUAUGAACCCCUCACUGCAAGGAAUAGAGAACCCUCUUUUUCAAAAGCUAAGACCACCUUAGGGGUU
Molecule: messenger RNA, 2518 nt
Organism: Dryobates pubescens (Downy woodpecker)
Lineage: Eukaryota; Metazoa; Chordata; Aves; Piciformes; Picidae
Gene: GSDME
Product: gasdermin E
Exons: 12
Coding region: 393-1898 (501 amino acids)
Biological process (GO): programmed cell death
Cellular component (GO): cytoplasm
Source: RefSeq, a predicted model, not a curated record